AUGCGUUUCAGCACCUCACUUGCGUUGACCCUGCUGGCCGGUACGCUUUCAAACGCAUUGCCCGCCCCUCAGGAUGCUUCGAAUUCGACAAUCGAGCACUCAGAUCUACCCACCGAGGCCUCAUCCAAUCCUUCAGAGGCCGGCCACCAACUAGCCAAAUUGGCCGAGUUCGCCCAGCAAGAAGCGAAUGCCACGUUGAAAGCAAACUCACCCAAGCGAGGCAGCUGCAACAUCUUCAAUGUCGCUGUACGCCGAGAAUGGGGCGCUCUUUCCAGGCCUGAGCGCAAGGCAUACAUAGAUGCUGUUCUUUGCCUGCAAUCAAAACCGGCCAAGACACCUGCCUCACUCAUCCCUGGUGCCAAAACACGGUUCGAUGACUUCCUCGGUACACACAUCAACCAGACUCUCAUAAUCCACUACACCGGUACCUUCCUUGCAUGGCACCGUUACUUUGUAUGGCAUUACGAGCAGGCCCUUCGCAAUGAGUGCGGCUACAGAGGCUACCAGCCAUACUGGAACUGGGCCAAGACUGCCGCGACAGGGUUAGAAAGGUCACCUAUUCUCGAUGGCUCUCCUACGUCCAUGUCAGGCAACGGAGAGUUCAUUCCUAAUCGUGGAAACGUCAUCCUUGGUGGCAAUGGGCUGCCUGACCUUACGCUACCUCCAGGCACUGGAGGUGGUUGUGUGAAGAGUGGACCGUUUAAGAAUAUGACGGUCAACCUAGGCCCAGUUGCAUUGUCCCUCACUGAUGGUACCACCGAAUCAAACGGUGAUGGGCUGUCGUAUAACCCCAGAUGCCUCAAGCGUGACUUGACAGAUUGGAUCAACAAGAAGUUCGCAGAUGCCACUAGUGUCACAAGCUUGAUCUUGCAGAACAAGGAUAUCGAGAGCUUCCAGAUGAUCAUGCAGGGUAUUCCGGGCUCGGGUAACAUUGGUGUACACGGUGGUGGCCAUUUCGCAAUGGGUGGCGACCCUGGCCGUGACAUGUUCACCUCUCCCGGCGAUCCUCUCUUCUACCUGCAUCAUGGUAUGAUCGACCGCGUCUGGUGGAUCUGGCAACAGCUUGACCGCAAGACACGCACCAGUUCGGCUGGUAUCUCCGGCACAAACACUUUUCUCAACACACCACCCUCUCCCAAUACCACGCUCAGCACUCCCAUUGACCUUGGGUUCGCUGCCGGUCCGCCGAAAACAAUGGCGGAUCUGAUGUCAACGACUGAGGGGCCCAUGUGCUACAUUUACCUUUGA
This is a messenger RNA of Plenodomus lingam JN3, 1248 nucleotides long. RefSeq lists its product as uncharacterized. Gene Ontology annotation, molecular function: oxidoreductase activity. The record is from RefSeq and is a predicted model, not a curated record. Lineage: Eukaryota; Fungi; Ascomycota; Dothideomycetes; Pleosporales; Leptosphaeriaceae.